Messenger RNA from Linum tenue, 219 nucleotides. The record is from the annotation of a GenBank genome assembly. Lineage: Eukaryota; Viridiplantae; Streptophyta; Magnoliopsida; Malpighiales; Linaceae.
UUCUUGAGUUCUUCUUCUGCCACCAAGGCACGGUGCUCUGCGCAUCCACCUGAUUGCUCGCUUCAUUGUUCUGCGCACCGAAAUCUGAACCCCCUUCCCCGUUCAGUGCAGAACCAAAUCCUCCUCUUGAGCUGGUUUUGGCUUGAUAAGCACCCUCCCAAGGCUGCUCAGACAUCAACAAGGAGAUACGCCCCAGAUCUUACUGCAAACACAAAUCAC